AUGCUCUCGGACUCUACAUCCUCAGAUGUGCACAUCACUUCGACCGCUACAGUCUCAUCAAACUUGUCGUCAAUCGCAACUGCGUCUUAUCUGUCGAGCACCUCGCUUUCGCUUAACGCGACCAUUACCGUAUCCUCAUCUGACUCAUCGAAGCUGUCUACAACCUCUCUUUCGCUUAAUGCUACCGUUACUGCAUCUGCAUCUAACUCCUUCACACUUCUGACCAGCUCGGUCUCGCUUAACGCUACCCCAACUGCGCCUAUCGCACAAAACCCCACACUGUCGAGCACUUCCAGCGCCACCCCGACCCCAACUCCCGAGCCAAAGACUGGAUGGUACGAGGGUUGCUACGUUGAUGGAGUUGGUGGACGCUCGCUUCCCCAGGGCAGUGCUGUGCAAGGCCAAAUGACGAACGAGAAGUGUCGCGACGCCUGCCGCGCAGCGGGCUUCGUUCUCGCUGGCACGGAUUAUAGUGGCGAGUGUUACUGCGGAAAUACACUCGUGGCUGGCGAUGCUCCUGCACCCGAUAGGGAGGCCCGGUGCAACAUGUCUUGUAAUGGCAACCAGACCGAGAUUUGCGGUGGCCCCAACCGUAUCUCGCUCUUCCGCUACUACUUGGGUAACGAACCUCCGCCAUCGUCAACUACAGUAUCCUCUUCGAGCGUCGCCCAGUAUUUACCGGUCUUCCGGAUGGUUUUCGAGUACAAGGGAUGUUACGACGGAUCCGGCUACCGUGUGAUGCAAAACCAACAGCCCGAUGAUCAAUAG
Messenger RNA from Macroventuria anomochaeta, 768 nucleotides. Its product is annotated as WSC-domain-containing protein. The record is from RefSeq and is a predicted model, not a curated record. The transcript is spliced from 2 exons. Lineage: Eukaryota; Fungi; Ascomycota; Dothideomycetes; Pleosporales; Didymellaceae. The coding region runs from base 1 to 768 and encodes 255 amino acids.